GGAAGUUUUGCAGUGAGGCUGUGGCCCAUUUUCACCUGAACUUGUUGCUUGAGCCUUGAAGCACAACACUAUCCAAGCCUCCCAAACACCUUCCAGUCCUGAGUGGAAACCCCAGGUUCAGGAAAGCAUUGCAGAUGGGCACAGCAAGGCAUGACCGAGAGAUGGCAAUCAAUGCAAAAAAAAGCCUGCCCACAAUCACCAACCCUAUAGAAAGGCUUCGCCUACACUGUUUAGCAAGGGGUUCUGCAGGCAUCAAAGGACUUGGCAGAGCGUUUAGGAUUAUUGAUGAUAACAAUAGCAGAACCCUUGAUUUCAAUGAGUUUCUGAGAGGACUGCAUAAUUAUGCUGUGAUGAUCAAUAAAGAAGAAGCUCAAGAGCUUUUCCAGAUAUUUGAUAAAGACGGCAGUGGCACAAUUGAUUUUGAUGAAUUUCUUGCUACACUGAGACCUCCCAUGUCCAAUGCAAGAAAAGAGAUUGUCAUGCAGGCAUUUCAGAAGUUGGACAAGACUGGAGAUGGCGUCAUAACAAUUGAAGACUUACGCGGGAUGUAUAAUGCAAAAUAUCAUCCCAAAUACCUAAACGGAGACUGGACAGAAGAUCAAGUUUUUAGAGCCUUUCUGGAUAGUUUUGAUUCACCCUAUGACAAAGAUGGGAAGGUCACAAAAGAAGAAUUCAUGAACUACUAUGCUGGAGUCAGUGCUUCAAUAGACACAGAUGUCUACUUUAUCAUCAUGAUGAAGAAUGCUUGGAAACUCUAAUCAUAUAGUUAAAGAGGCAAGACUCCUCUUCCACCUUUUAUAGGUACUUCUGAUAAAGUUAUGCACAACAACACCCUCCUGUUCCAUAACAACAGUUUCCAGUAACUGUACCAAUUACUUUCAAUCUGCAGAAUUAAUUCCCAGAUGCUUCGGUCAUCUCAGCCUCAGGGGAUCAGAGCAGAGAGUAGAUCUGGCAUUUGGCCACCCCACACAUCUGUCCUUUUUCUCUUUCCAUCCCUGGCAUGUCUUUUCUUUUCUGAGAUGAGCUGUUCUUUUAUUUUCUGGUAUCUGCAGUAGGUUGCUGUGGCUCCUGAACAUCCCCUUUACAAUGUUAGAUACAGCUCUGCUUUGCAGAG
Molecule: messenger RNA, 1114 nt
Organism: Agelaius phoeniceus (red-winged blackbird)
Lineage: Eukaryota; Metazoa; Chordata; Aves; Passeriformes; Icteridae
Gene: CAPSL
Product: calcyphosine like
Molecular function (GO): calcium ion binding
Source: RefSeq, a predicted model, not a curated record